Trichoderma citrinoviride is the source of this 512-nucleotide messenger RNA. RefSeq lists its product as hypothetical. The record is from RefSeq and is a predicted model, not a curated record. The coding region runs from base 56 to 511 and encodes 151 amino acids. The transcript has 2 exons. NCBI's taxonomy places the organism in Eukaryota, Fungi, Ascomycota, Sordariomycetes, Hypocreales, Hypocreaceae.
UGUCCUUGCAGAAGGCGAGCCUAUUACUGCGUCGGAUUUCCCCUCCCAGUUAAACAUGCCCCAGCCCGCAGCAAUGCCUGCCCUGCGCAGCACUGAAGCUGUGGCGGGCAGCAGAGAGGCGUUUCUAUCGGACACGACAGAUGUGGCAAAGCUGAGCCCUGCAAUCACGCCGGAACUCACGAUACCUUGCGUGCGAUUCCUCUGCUGGACACGGCUGGCCCCUCCCCGGUGUGCGACUCCAGCACCUGUCUCGCACUCCGUACCUGUACGGGCCUCCGCUGGCCCAAGUAGACGCGAUUCCCAGCUACCGGGGUCCUCGGUGGAUGCCCAGAUGCUGGCUACUCUGAGUUUGUACAAGUUCGCUCCAAGCAAGCGGGACGAGCUGAAGCCUGGAGAUUUGAAGCCAGCCGCACAGGAAUUUGACGCCCUCGCACCCAUGCCGCAAGGUGGACGAUGGUCUCCGUACCGUGCCAUCACAGUGCGCGUCUCUGGUACUUGGCUCAACGCGUAGA